Messenger RNA from Macadamia integrifolia, 2532 nucleotides. Its product is annotated as exocyst complex component EXO70B1-like. Gene Ontology annotation, biological process: exocytosis. Lineage: Eukaryota; Viridiplantae; Streptophyta; Magnoliopsida; Proteales; Proteaceae. Bases 202 to 2265 code for a protein of 687 amino acids. Gene Ontology annotation, cellular component: exocyst. Gene Ontology annotation, molecular function: phosphatidylinositol-4,5-bisphosphate binding. The record is from RefSeq and is a predicted model, not a curated record. The transcript has a single exon.
AUCUCUCUCAAUGUAAUAAAUUAGAAAAAAUAAAUAAAUAAUCGAAUAACUGUCCUUCAUUCGCGCUCGCGCCUUCCCAGUUCCCCAUCUCUCUCUGUCUCUUCUUCAUAGUUCAAACCCUCCAGUCCUUGAGGAAACUAAAAGAGAAAAAAACGAACAAAAACGAAGCAUUAGAACACAUUACACAUACCUCUAAAACUAAUGGAGAAAAUCCCUCCUGAGAAAUCCGACAGUUUUGCCAGCCGAGAUGACGACAACAACAACAACAACAAGAAGCAGUCCGACCCUGACCUUCCUUCUUCCCCUCCUUCUUCGUUACCGGAGCUCUUAGCCGGUGAUUCCCAAUCUGAUUCUCACGAUACCUCUACAGAGCCCACCAUCGAGGAAGCAGCAGCACCAGCAGAAGCAGAGAAUCCUGAAACAACCACCGAAGACCCUUCCAUUUCUGAUCUCGAUUCCAGUCUUCCAAAGAUUUCCGAAGACAUUGAUCGCUUCCUCUCCCUCUUCGAAUCAAACACAACCCCGGUAGAAAUCCCCAAUUCUGUUGAUGAAUUCGCGAAGCUUGUUGAAGCCCAGAUCGCGAAAUAUAAUUCAGAUGAAGAUCCAAUCAAAUGGCGUCAAGAUUCCGAUGCAGAUGCUACCCUCCUUGAAGCUGUCGAUAGAUUAUCAAAACUGACGACAGCUCUAUCUAAGCUCCCGUCGGAUGCGAAAUACGUUUCCUCAAUCAAUCGUAUCGGCAGUGUUCUGCAAAGCGCAAUGUCGUAUCUUGAAGAAGAGUUCCGGUCGAUCCUUGAGAAUGGUGAGUCGGAACCGACCAAUCUCAAGGGGAGACAACAAUCAUUUAACUCUAAUAGUGAUUGCUGUGUCAUAUCUGAACCUGAUUCGGCGAAGGCAACCAAUUUUCCUGGUUACUCACCGGAGACGGUGUCGAAUCUGAACAGGAUUGCAGCGGCAAUGAUCGCCGCCGGGUAUGAGACGGAGUGUUGCCAGGUUUACAGCAUCUCGAGGAGGAAUUCCUUUGAGGAGGCAUUGAAAAAUAUUGGAUUCGACAAGAUCGGUAUUGACGAUGUGCUGAGGAUGCAAUGGGAAUCGCUAGAGGGAGAGAUCAGCAAUUGGAUCAAAGUCUUCAAGCGCAGCGUCACCGUCUACUUCGCCGGAGAACAUAAAUUCUGUGAUGCGGUGUUUCAGGAAAAUCCAUCGGUCUCCGGCUCCCUCUUUGGAAACCUAGCUUGUGGAGUCGUCGCUCAGCUUCUCAAUUUUGUGGAAGCCGUUGCAAUGACGAAGCGAUCGGCAGAGAAGCUAUUCAAAUUUCUGGACAUGUACGAAGCAAUGCGGGACAUGAUCCCUGAAUUUGAUAACAUUUUCUCCGGGCAAUCCUCGGAGGAUAUCAAAACAGAGAUCUUCUCUGCCCAAUGCCGGCUAGGCGAGGCUGCCGUCGGCAUCUUCUACGAUCUUGAGAACUCAAUCAAGAGCGACACCAGUAAAACUCCCGUCCCUGGAGGUGCUGUUCAUCCCUUAACACGUUACACAAUGAAUUACCUAAAAUAUGCAUGCGAGUACAAAGACACAUUGGAGCAGAUCUUCCAAGAACACCAGAAGAUCGAUCAUUCCGAUGUGGUGGUCGGCGGCGGAUCAGAAAAAGAGAGCAGCUUACCGACAAACCAGGCGGAUAAGCUUUCGCCAUUCUCAGUCCAAUUGAUGACGGUAAUGGAUAUGUUAGGAUCAAAUCUAGAAGCGAAAUCCAAGAUCUACAGAGACCUCUCAUUAAACCACAUUUUCUUGAUGAACAACGGAAGAUACAUAAUGCAGAAGAUCAAGGGUUCCAAGGAAAUCUACGAAUUAAUUGGGGAUCCAUGGUGUCGGAAGAGAUCAUCUGAUCUCAGGCAAUACCAUAAGAACUAUCAGAGAGAGACAUGGAAUAAAGUAUUGGGAUGUCUCAAAGAUGAAGGAUUGCAGGUGCAUGGGAAAGUAUCAAAGCCAGUACUGAAAGAGAGGUUCAAAGCCUUCAACGCCAUGUUUGAGGAGAUUCAUAAGACGCAAUCCGCAUGGAUUGUGAGUGAUGAACAGCUUCAAUCUGAGCUUAGGGUUUCUAUAUCUGCAGUGGUGAUACCGGCAUACCGGUCAUUCUUAGGGAGGUUCAGGCAGUACUUGGAUUCAGGCCGGCAAUCGGAGAAGUACAUAAAGUAUGGGCCGGAGGAUAUUGAGACUUCCAUUGAUGAUCUGUUUGAAGGGAACCCAACAUCCAUGGCAAGGAGGAGAACAUGAUUUGCAGAAGAAGGAGAAGAAGAAGAUGACACUGUUGAAGGAAAGACAGCCAGAGGAGAAAUAGCGGCGGUGAGGUUUUGCUUUUGUUGUUAGUUACUCUUUUCAUAUCACUUCGUAACUCUUUUGCAUCUAAUUUUUUUUUUUUUUGGGUGUCCUUUUGUUGUUGAACUUUGUAUGUUCUGCUUUUAACGCAGAGAUGUAAUCUAAUGUAACCUUCAUUUUGUUUACUCAAGUUAUAUAUAUAAUAUCACAGGUCAUUUUUCCAUA